UGGGGAAUCUUUUACGAUUUGGUCGGAAAAUGAAAACGGAGCAAGACAGAGAGAUAAUCGGAGAUUCCAAUUUUCUGUGUUAAUUUCAACAAGCAUGCAUUUAUUUACCAAUUUGUGCUCAAAAUAGAAAACAAAACAAAAUUUGGUACGUGAAAAGAAAAUUUUCAAGGGAUUGUUUGUUUUUUUCUGUUCUUCUUCAUCAAUGGCGAAUUCAAGGAUUUAUCCGCAAUUCUUCCACACACUUGUUCCUAGCUUCCACACUCACUUGAUGAUUCCUGAAGACUUCUUCUCAGAGUAUAUCGAAGGAAGAAGCGUCGCAGAGCUGAAAUUGGACUUUUCAGACAAAUCUUGGGAAGUGAAGUUGUCUGAUCGGAGAAUCACUGACGGCUGGGAAGAGUUUGUGGUGGCUAAUGAUUUUCGUAUCGGCGAUGUUGUCGCUUUUAGAUAUGUUGGAAAUUUGGUGUUCCAUGUUUCUAAUUUAGGACCUAAUUACUAUGAGAUUGAACACAAUGAUGGUGAAAGUUUGUUAAGAAAGCGUUUGCAUCAAGUAGACUUUUCAUCAAACAAUGGAGAUGUUUGUGAUAGUGAAGAGCUUCCCAAAGAGAAGAAAGCGAAGACGAACAGUGAAGAAGCAGAUGCAGUUUCUUCUUCUUCAUCAGCAGACAAGUCAUGUUUUAUGGCCAUUAUCACAGCUUUAGAUCUAACGACAGAUACACUGUAUCUUCCACUACAUUUUACAAGCGCAAAUGGUCUUACACGAAAAAACCGGGAGAUUAUUUUAACAGAUGGAGGGGAAAGAUCAAGGGUAUUGGAUCUGAGGUUCGACGAAUCAUCUGGUACUUUUUAUAUCAGCCGGGGUUGGAGAAAUUUCUGUGAUGAAAAUGGACAAAAAGCAGGAGGUUUCUUUCUGUUUAAACUAGUGGGAAAAGGUGAAACGCUGGUGCUCAGUUUCUGUCCUACAGAAUCUAUCAAUGGGGAAGAGAACAUAACAAGGGAGGACAGUAAAGACGAGUGCAGCUCGUUGGACUCAUUGAUGAAUAUAGUAGAAAAAAAGAAGUAUAUUCCGAAACCAAGAGGUUCACCAUAUUCAUCAUAUUCACCAAGUCAUAAACAAUUCGUAACAUUUACGCUUCCACCGGAUUAUGCUAGAAUUGGAAAAUUGAGUCUUUCGGCGCCUUUCGUUAGGGAAAAUGGCAUCAACAAGCCUGGGGAGAUAUGUCUUUUGGAUAAACAUGGUAGAAAGUGGUUGACAAGUCUUCUGCUGGACAGUAAAGGAACAAUGUCUUUGGGAAAGGGUUGGAAAGAGUUUGUUAAAGCAAACAGCUUAGAGACGGGCUUCACACUCAAGUUGAUAUGGGAAGAAACAACUCCUGUGCUUAGUUUGUGUAGUCCAGAAUCUAACAGUGACAGAGAGCAGGAAGAGAUUUCAAAAGCUAUCGAGAAACAUUCUCUUUUCAUAGAUCCUAGCAACAGGGACAAAAUCAGCAACAAUGACAAAGAGGAGAACAUGUCAUGGGAGAGAAAGAAGGAUCAUCUGAAAAGUAGAGAUUCAACUCUAUCAAGCCAAAAACAAUUUGUAACAAUAACAAUUACACCUUCCAGUGAUAGAUUGCGUCUCCCAAAGGUAUUCACGAGGGAGAAUGGCAUCAACAAGCCGGGGAGGAUUACUCUGUUGGGAAAAGACGGUAUAAAGCAGCAGACGAAUUUGUUAUUCGACAAAGCAAAUGGUGCCAUGUCUUUGGGACACGGCUGGAAAGAUUUUGUUAAAGAUAAUGGCUUAAAGACAGGUGACUCCUUCACGCUAAAGUUGAUUUGGGAAGACCAAACUCCUGUUCUUAGCUUGUGUCCUGCAGACUGUAGCAUUGACAGAGAAGCAGGAGGAGGGCGAUCUGAAACAAACCAGAAAAAGUCUCUUCCAAUAGAACCUAGCACAUGUAAAAAAAUCAGGAAAGACGUGAACAUCAAAGAUGACAACAGCAAAGAGAAAAAUGACAAAGAAGAGAGCAAAUCAGUGGAUGGAGAGAGGAAAUAUCUGAGAGGGACAUAUUUAACUCCAUCAAGCCAAAAACACUUUGUGACAUUAACAAUUACACCUUCCUCUAUAAAAAAAGAUAGACUUAUUCUUUCCCCACAAUUUGCAAGGAAGAACAAUAUUGACAAGCCUGGAAUGAUAUAUCUGCUGGAUACAGAUGGUACAAAGUGGCUGAUAAGCCUUCAACGAGAUAAGAAAGGAACAAUGAGUUUGGGAAAAGGUUGGAAAGAAUUUGCUGAAGCAAAUGACUUUAAGUUAGGCGAAUCCUUUACGAUGGAGUUAGUAUGGGAAGACACAACUCCUAUGCUCAGUUUGUUACGUACCGAGUUUAGGAGUUCAAAAGCUAACGAGAAAGAGUCAAUUUCCUCAGAACAUAAAACCAGAGAAUCAUCCCCAACAAUCAAAAACCGAAUCGUGACUCCAGCACUCACACCUGAAGAUGUUAAAGCCUGUAAAUUGAUUCUUCCAAGUCAAUUCAUGAAGAAGAUCAGGACAGUGGAUAAAGAGAGGAAUCAUCUAAAAGGGAGAGAUUUAAAUCCAUCGUGCCAAAAACAAUUUGUAACAUUUACAAUUACACCAACCUGUGUCGGAAAAAAUAGGCUGAUUCUUUCAGCGCAAUUUGCAAGGGAGAACAAUAUUAACCAGCCUGGAACGAUAUAUCUAUUGGAUACAGAUGGUAGGAAGUGGCUGACAACGGUUAAACGGGACAAGAAAGGAACAAUGAGUUUGGGAAAGGGUUGGAAAGAGUUUGCUGAUACAAAAGACUUAAAGUCAGGCGACUCCUUUACGAUGGAGUUAAUAUGGGAAGACACAAAUCCUGUGCUCAGUUUGUUACGUACAAAGUUUAGCAGUUCUAAAUCUAACAAGGAAGAGUCCAUUUUUUUAGAACCAAAAAGUAGAGAUUCAUCCUCCCCAACAAUCGUAAACAGAUUCGUGACAUUAGCACUUACACCAGAAGAUGUUACAGCCUGUAAACUGGUAACUUGGUCAAACUAUUUCUUGUUUCUGUUGUUGAAUUAUAAAUGGUAAUGAGAGAUGUGUUUGUUGAAAUCUUUUGCAGAUUCUUCCAAGUCAGUUCAUGAAGGCUAAUGGCAUCAACAACAAACUUGGGAAGAUAACUCUUUUGGGUGAAAACGGAGUCGAAUGGCCGGGAUAUAUGUUGUCGCUAGAUGGAACUCUCGCUUUAGGAAAUGGUUGGGAAGGCUUUUGUGAGGCUAAUGGCGUGAAGUUAGGACAGACUUUUACUUUGGAGUUUGUUAAUGAACAAGAUACAACAACAACUCCGGUACUCAAGUUCUCUUCUGUGGAGACUAUAUACAAAAAUGUUAAUUAGGAAUAGAUGACAUGUAAAUAUUUAGGCCUAGGCGUGUAAGUUUUUAGUUGGCUUAUGUAAAAAGAUUAGAAUAGAAACGUUUAGAUUUGUCCAUUAGUUCCUUAAAUUCUUAGGCUGUAUAUUAUCUUAUAAUCAGUUUGUUAUUUCUAGCAAAAGAAUCUGUUGUUGUUUACAUGAAAUGUCUUGGAGUCUUUUGCUCUACAAUAUGUGAAAGAAAAAAUG
Messenger RNA from Arabidopsis thaliana (thale cress), 3587 nucleotides. RefSeq names its product B3 domain-containing protein REM13. The record is from RefSeq and is marked reviewed. The transcript is spliced from 10 exons. Lineage: Eukaryota; Viridiplantae; Streptophyta; Magnoliopsida; Brassicales; Brassicaceae. Gene Ontology annotation, cellular component: nucleus. Gene Ontology annotation, molecular function: DNA binding. Bases 203 to 3061 code for a protein of 952 amino acids.